AAAAUAUUAAUUAUAUUUACUCAAUAGGAUUCUUAUACACACGUAUAAAUAUAAUAUAAUAUAACGCAGGAACUAGUAGUACUACUAGAUUUCUUCAUGGACUGAUUCUAUUUCUAUUCCCUCUAGAAGAACAUGUACCUCUUCUCCAAUUCACAUAUUGAUUUUCAAAAUGAGGGCUCUACAGAUGAUGAUCAUGACAAAGCACACCAAAGGCAGCAUCAAGAAACGACGACGUCUGAGAAAUGAUAUUAUCGAUCGUCAAGUUCAUAACAGCUAUUCUUAUUAUUUCCUCUCAUCAUUAUUUUGACUGACUGAAUUCAUUCAUUAGAAGAAGAAAAACGACCGUCAUGGACGCUGCGUUUAGUCUCGACAGCAACUACCGAUCAAACUUCGUUCGGUGUCUGAUGCAGUCUGUAGGCUGCACUUACGUUUGUUUAUGGAAAUAUAACCCUGAAAAUUACGUUUUCUUCUUCUUUGAUGGUUUGUAUUACGAAGAUAUAAAUACCCAGUUGCCUAGCUCCCGAAGUCUUGCUCGGACGCUUUUCGAUGAGUAUCGGCAGUCAAUUAUACUUGGGGUCUCUGCAAAUGACCAAAUUCCAGGAUUAGCUUUUAGGAAUAGGUCUCCGUACUUGGAGCUGCAAGAAUUAGAUCUUCUGAGAUUGGCUUCAAACGACACACAAAGGCGAUUUUAUGCGGAAGCUGGGAUUAGGACUGCGGUCUUCAUGGGUUGCAGGACUGGAGAGAUUGAAGUUGGCCUUCCUAAUGUGCCUGAGGUGAAAUUGGAGUUAAGAAAUUGGUUUCCGGAAGAUUUUUCAAGUCAAAGCCAAGUUGCUGCCAGUGACCAAGAUCAUCAAAUAAUUCCCAGUCAAAGCCAACUUGCUGAACAGAUUAAUAAUCCAAUAAUUAAGCCGCCAACAGAUGCUAAUCAAAAUCCACUUGCAGCUUCUUCUUCUUCAUCCUCUUUGAGGUCACUAUCUAUGGAUAAUAAUAAUAAUAAUAGCCCUGAAUACUCAUCUCUUCUCUUCAAUAUUAAUAAUCCAACCGCUUCUACUACUACUAGUUCUUCUCACAUACUUAGUAUUAUUAAUAAUAACCCAGAAAUAGCUCAUGCUGAACUACUGAUUAAUCCCAAUAACUCUCUAUUACAACCAUCAUUUUCACCAAACACCACUACUACUAGUGCACCACCACCACAAGUACUACUCAUGCCUCAUCAGCAACAAAUGCAAGCCUUUGCUAGUCUCAGGCAAACCCAGUUUCCUAGCCCGGAGAGCGAAGAGGCCGCCAUGACAAAAGCCAUUCUCGCCGUUCUAACCUCGCCUUCGCAGGAUCCUACUUCUUCUUCUUCUUCCGCCUCUCUUUACAGCAGUGAUCAUCAUCAACAACAACACCACCAUCGUCAAUGGGUGAACCAGAAAUCAAGUGCUUUCAAAAACUAUACUAGUAGCCCUAGUACCAGUCCCACGCCAUUAUUAAGUCCACAUCGUCAUCAUCAUCAUCAUCGCUUGAGUCUAGGUAAAAAUAUGUUCAAGCGAUCUGUUUCUUUCUUUCGAAGCUUGAAUUUCGUGAGGACCCGUCAUCGUCUGCAAGCCGCCGCUGCUAGUGCUGCUGCUGCUGCGGCUGCCGCCACCACCUCUGGAACGGCAUAUCGUCCAACGACGAGUACUCAGUUGCACCACAUGAUAUCAGAGCGGAAGAGGCGUGAGAAGCUUAACGAAAGCUUUCAAUCACUCAGAUCACUACUUCCUCCUGGAACCAAAAAAGAUAAAGCUUCGGUGCUAAAUAGUACAACGGAGUACUUAAACACAUUGAAAGCUCAAGUGGAUGAGCUGAGUAAGAGAAACAGGCAGUUGGAGGCACAAGUUCUUUCGACAGCCGUUAUAAGAUCAUCCCCUGAAGGUGCUAAUAAAAAUCAAAAUGUGCCUGUAGUUGAUUCUUCUUCAACUAGCACAACUGAUGAUCAAACACAAGGACAAAGAGUGGAUGUUCGUAUACGACACGUGUCCGAAUCGACUUCGGAAGAAGCUGAAAUUGUUGAUCUGCAAGUAAAUCUGAGAGCCUCCAUGAAUAUUCAAAUUGAGGAUUUAGUACUCAGGAUCAUUGAAUUCUUGAAGAGCGUUAACCAUGUUAGCUUGAUGUCUAUGGAAGCGAAUACUCAAUCUUCAGCUUCUACCACUACUUCUCUCCAUCGCUUAACCUUGAGAUUAAGAGUUGAGGGGAGCGAGUGGGACGAAUCUACCUUCCAGGAAGCAGUGAGAAGGGUUGUUGCUGACUUGGCCCAAUAGAAACUUUCCACGUAGCAUUCUACGCACACUAGCAGUCAAAUAUCAAUUCUUAAGUGGCGGCUCAUCGUUGUCGAUGAUUACCUUUCACUUUUCUUAAUCUCAUCUCCGCCGUCUAUUUUGAGCUAGCCCAAUAUCUUAGAUAAUUUUGUUUACUUUAUCUUUGUCGCAUGCGAUGCUAAUUUUUUCACGAUUUUGAUAGCACCCAAUUUAUGUAAGGAAAAUAGAAAAAAGAUUUGUAUAUGAUAAGUUUUUUUCAUAUAUAAUAGUAUAGACUUGAUACAAAGAAGAUUCACAAAUUGUAGUGCAUAAUUUAUAACCCCUAUUUUUAUUUAUUUAUUUAUUUAAUCAUGUAUACGUAUAUAUAUAUAAAGUACAAAACUCUUUAUUUUAA
Molecule: messenger RNA, 2676 nt
Organism: Humulus lupulus (European hop)
Lineage: Eukaryota; Viridiplantae; Streptophyta; Magnoliopsida; Rosales; Cannabaceae
Product: putative transcription factor bHLH041
Exons: 8
Coding region: 348-2285 (645 amino acids)
Molecular function (GO): protein dimerization activity
Source: RefSeq, a predicted model, not a curated record